AGUUUGCACCGACCUGCCGCUUUAACCAUGAGUUCCUAUGUCGGCGCACGGAUCUAGGCUCAUGACAAUCUGUGGUCGCAUCGUGACACACGUCUUGAUUAUGCCGAGAUAAACGCACAUCCUGCUCUCCUCUAUGCGAUCAUGGCAUGUGAUGCUUCUUCUCAGGAGGACUUCCCGGGUGAAGUGAUGCCCAGACCUCUGCCGUGCACAUGCAACAAGAAGUGCAAGACUAGAAGCAGCAGCGCUAUAUUCUUUGGAUUAUUCCUGCUGUCUCUGUCUCUGCAUGUCAUCACGCUCGUCUGCUAUCUGGAUCUGCGGUCAGAAGUGAAAAGGGAAAUAGUUCACCAAAAAAGAGACUCGAUAUGGAGUGGAGGUGAUUUGCCCGACGGCCCGGCGUUCUCAAACAGCUCCCAGCCAGCGAACCCCGGCAGCGUCGGAGAGGGUCGUGAGGAGGAGCAGUUACUCUACAGACCGAGUGACAUCCAGGGCCCAGAAGACCGUAGGGGCAUAACACAGCGGUCAAAAAGAAGCCCUAGUAAGCAGUCUGAUUCAGAAUCAACUGGAAAGGAAAGACGAAAAGAGAAGAGAAAAGGAAGGAAGAGGUCUCCGGGUGCGCAGGGGCCUCCCGGCCCCCCCGGCCCCCCAGGGCCGCAGGGGCCCCCAGGCAUCCCAGGGAUCCCUGGCAUCCCUGGGAGCAAUGCUGUCGGCCCAGCCGGACCACCCGGGCCCCCUGGCCCUCAAGGACCUCCAGGCCUCCAAGGUCCAGCAGUGACUGCUGACAAGACCAAAACAAAGGAAUUUCAGCCGGCAGUGGUGCAUCUGCAAGGGCAGGAAACGACCAUCCAAGUGAGGGAAGAUCUGUCCGAGGGCGUCCUGCGGAACUGGAAGAUGGUCUCCAUCCACCACCGCGUCUUCAAGAUGCACUCUCGCUCCGGGGAGCUUGAGGUGCUGCUGGAUGGGGUCUACUUCAUAUAUAGUCAGGUAGAAGUUUACUAUCUGAACUUCACGGACAUUGCCAGCUACGAGGUGAUGGUGGACUCCACGCCGUUCCUGCGAUGCACCUGCAGUAUCGAGACGGGCCAGCGCAAGUUCAACACCUGCUACACUGCCGGGGUGAGCCUACUGCGUGCCGGCCAGCGGAUCUCCAUCCGCAUGGUGUACGAGGACACCCUCAUCAGCAUGACCAACCACACCACGUUCCUCGGCAGCGUUCGCCUCGGCGAGGCGCCAUCUGCUGGCCAACACUGACCACUGCAGGGAGCCGGUGAAGGGCCCGGCUCAGGAAGUGCCGCAAAGCGGCAACCCCCACCCCAAAAAAAGAGAAAUAAUCGUUUGCGGAGUCCGACUCUGCAAUCAUCCUUUCCACUAAUGGUCCCAGUAGCGUGUAACGGGGAAGGAUUAUCAGAAUAAUACGUUUUGUUUAAAGAGGCAACUCCUCAAACCCCAUAAAAAAAACCCUGCUGGCGAGAAAUAUGAGGCCAUUUGUUGAGAGCCUGUCGAGAAGGAACUGUAGAACUUUUUGAUCGGAGAAACAUUUCUUUUUGAGGAAGCCAAUCUGUGACUUUUUGUUUACUUUCCCUUAUUCUGUGUUCUGGAACAGAAGAGGAGUCUUGGGCAAGGACGCCGAGCUUCUCACGAAAAGACUCAACGGCCCCUCGUUAUUUAUAGACAUGGAGUAGUUUUUUUUACACUUAGGCAUUUCUUUUUUUAUAUUGAGGAAGGACACUGCGCUGACACAUACUUUAUAUUUACGUACCUUACUUGCUGUCCAAUGAUAACCUUGUAUCUCCAGAAAAAAAAGGGCUACUCAAAGAGUAAUGAAAAAUGACUAAGUAUCGGACUGUAGGCGUUGGCUUUUCAAAAUAAAAUAUAUGUAGGAUGUUCUCAGCAUCUGUGGCCUGUGGAUUGCAAAUUGAAAAAUAAAACAUGUAAAGUGAAACCAGAAAUUGAUUUCCCUCAUAAAUGGAUUUAAAGGUGUUCACAAGAUGGCAGCACUAUGUAUUUGCACAUAUUUGCACUACAGCAUCCGGAAUAUCAGUGAUAUGUUGUUAUUUUUAAACAAUGCAAUUGUUUAGCUACCGUAUGAAUGAAUCCAUGUUGAAAAAUGAUAGUUAUGUUUAUAUGUCACUGUAUAUAUUGUAUAUAAAAUGGGAUAUACUUUUUGUAAAUUGAUUUGAUUGAUGGAUUAAAAUGUUUCAUUUUUUGCCUUAAAGCAUUUGUCUCUCUUACUGGUCUUUUUUCAGCUGGUGUUUAAAAAGUCUACUACUCUUCUUUCAUAUUGAACUCCACUGGCACAAGAACUGACAAGAACAAAUUAUGUUCCUUGAAUGAAGCCAUUGUCUUUAUUAAAACAUUGCUUUUUACUUGGACUGUGAGUUUCACAAUGCAUCGCAUCGUUUUAUUGGCUAUCGUCUCCAUUCAAUCUAAAUGAGUUCCAUCUUGAGAAGUCCAUAAAAAAAAGAGCAGUCGAAGAGGGCUCUUCAUUGGGAAGCGCGCUUGACACUGAGCAUUUCAAGCUUUGGUGUGACCUCACCGCUUGGUUAGAAACCUGAGGAUACCUCAAGUGCUCCAAGCCGCAAAAUGCCUUCAAAACACUUUACUAUCAGUACACAGUGUUUAUACUCCAUUUAAUCCUUCCUUGAUUUACACUGCCAGCAUGUCGGAGAAUGAAUAGAAGACAAACUCUGGGGGGAUCUCGUUAUAUAAUUGAAUCAGAAGUUUUGAGAACUUCGUGAUGGGGUGAUGAGAGAGAACAGACAAGUGUGGUAUGUCACUGAUUACGGAGUAUGGAGUCAUCUUGGACACUGUACUACUGAGACUCGUUGCCGUUAUCCGGCACUUGGAUAGCGCUGCAAUAAUAAAUCUUGUCUCUGUGUUUUCUCUGAGGAGUUCCAAGUUGCGCCCCUUUCCCAACGAAAUGAAAGAAAAAUGGAGAAAAAUAAAGUCGGGUGGGGGAGACAGGGUGGUCAGUUGAGAGAUGAAAAAGUGUGCAUUACUUUAAAUCUAAUCUAGAAGUGAGGCCAUCAAAA
Gadus chalcogrammus (walleye pollock) is the source of this 3029-nucleotide messenger RNA. RefSeq names its product ectodysplasin A (gene eda). Gene Ontology annotation, molecular function: tumor necrosis factor receptor binding; death receptor binding; death receptor agonist activity. Gene Ontology annotation, cellular component: membrane. Bases 142 to 1248 code for a protein of 368 amino acids. The record is from RefSeq and is a predicted model, not a curated record. Lineage: Eukaryota; Metazoa; Chordata; Actinopteri; Gadiformes; Gadidae. The transcript is spliced from 8 exons. Gene Ontology annotation, biological process: animal organ development; immune response.